This is a messenger RNA of Drosophila pseudoobscura, 2503 nucleotides long. RefSeq names its product loricrin. The record is from RefSeq and is a predicted model, not a curated record. NCBI's taxonomy places the organism in Eukaryota, Metazoa, Arthropoda, Insecta, Diptera, Drosophilidae. The transcript has 5 exons. Bases 468 to 2135 code for a protein of 555 amino acids.
UAAAAGAGCCCAGACCGCCGGAUCCCGAGCACAGUUCGAGCCCAGACGUUGCCGAGGAGGGAGCCCACUUACCAUAUACCAAAACAGCAGUUAGCGCGAGAGAUAUACGAAACCGAAACGGAACGAAACGCAGCGCAACGCAACGCAACGGUGAAAGAAAGUCGCGAGUGAAAUUUCAGUGUGGUUUGUCUUCUCCCCGAAACGGCUGCGCGAAUGCCGAUGACAAAACAAACGUGAAGCGUGGUAAAGAGUGGUUCAAUAUCAAGUGUGUGGUUGCCAUUGAGGCUCGCCCGAGUGCCAAUUGCCUGCAAGUGGUGGUGGAGUGAAGAAAGUUGCAGACGCAGACGCAGACGUCAUCAGUAAAAGUGAAUUUAUUUUGAUCUGGAUUAGUAAAGCAGCUAAUCGAAGGCCCAAUAUAAGCUAAACCUACCAAAAAACAAAUAAAAAUAAACUCAAGCCGAGACACAAUGAAGGUAUUCCGUGUGAGCCUGUUGCUGCUGGCCGCCCUGCCUCUGGUGUGCCACGCCUAUCCCGCAGCGGACAAGUCCCUCUCGCUGGAGGACGUAUCCUCAGACCUGGACAACGAACAGGGCGAGAGCGUGAAGGAGUCACAGAUAGCCAAGCGUUCCGGCAGCUUCGACUAUGUGGCGCACCUGAAGUCGGGUCUGCUGUCGGGCAUUGGCCAGGCCUCUGCCUCGAUUGCCGGUGGAAGUUCUGGUGGCAGCCAUGGAGGAGGUGGCGACAGCUACAAGUCCCAUGAAAUUGUGGUCCAUGGCAACUCCGUGGACUAUGAUCCCUGGUCGUUCAAGAAGUCUGUGCUGAACACCAUCUUCCAGGCGGUCAAGGCCAUCACUGGCGGUGUGACUGCUCUCAAGGGGCAGCUGAUCAAGGGCAGCGGGUAUGCCCUAAGUGCGGGUGGCAAUCUGGUGGCCGCCGGUGGCGACAAGGUCACGGAUGUGGGCAAGUCCAUCAUCAACUCGGCGCACAUCAACUCCCACACCUACGCCACUAGUCACUCCAGCGGCAGCAGCGGUGGACUCUUCGCCAAGCUCAGCUCCCUGUCGGGUGCCUCUUCCGGUGGCAGCAGCGGCCACAAGUCCGCCCCCUCCCCCGUGAUCCAUACUGAUACCAUCACCACGUACGAGAUACCCAGUGGCCAUGCCAGCUACGGACCGCCAUCAAAGCCCCCGACCUACAGCAGUGCCACGCACCAGUAUCUGCCCCCAGUGGGAGGCAGCUAUGGGGGCAGCGGCGGCGGUGCGCCAUUCAGCGUAAGCCACUCGGCGGCCUUCGAGGCACCGUCCAGCAACUAUCUGCCAUCGGCCUAUGGACAAGAUGCGGACAGCGCCCACAGCAACGACUUCAACAUCUACGGGCGCCACACGAAGCUGACGGAUGACGAGGCCCGACGGGCGGCGAAUCAGCUGCAGGAGAUACUCAAUCUGCUGCCCAACGGCAAGACGGAGUACACGGCCUCCAAGACGGUAGAUCUGCCCACAGGAGGAUCGGGGCUGGAGCAUGCGGAGGUUUACAACAGCUAUGGAUUGCCGCUGCCCAACACUCUGGGAACCCUAGAGUCCCUCUCGCACACGGAGUCGAUAACGGCAGCAUAUGGACCGGCAGUGAAGAAUCCCGCCGAUGUGUACCAUCAGAUGGCCAAGAGGCCGAGCGGAGGACAAACUGCAGAGGAGCUGUACAUUCAGAAGCAUCCCAAUGAGGGCUACGAAUAUCCGCCGCCAUCACAGGCACAGGCUCCAGCAGUAGCCCCACAGCCACAAGCUGUGAACGAGUAUCGUGUGGAGAACUACCAUGCCACCAAGAGCAACGCCCUCAAGGAUCUGUCGCCCAUCAUAGCCGCCCUGGAGGUGGCCAAGCGGAAGGGGAAUCACCACCAGAACGGUCCCGUGAACUACGCCAUCGAGAAGCAGGUGCACAAGGAAUUGCCCUUCAAUUACCUGCCGCCUGUAGUGCAAAAGUCAAAGUACGUGUACAGUGCGCCUCCGCCGGGACGUUAUAGUCACAGUGGAGGCUACAAGGUACGUCGCCACGCGCCCAAGCAUCCGAAGCGCGUUUUCCGGCCGCAGGACUACGAGAUACAGGAUCCGCUGAUGUUCAACCGCCUGCUGGAGGUGUGAAGAGCAGCCCGGAGACCAAAGUGUGCUAGAACCUAGUUGUAGUCCUCUAAGUCAUGUGCAGCAUUUAAUCCUAGAUCGUUUACAGCUAACUUAUUUAUGUUAUCCCUAUCGGAAUCGUUAUCGUGAUUAAUUAUUUAUUGAGCUCCCCCAAAUUUCUUGGCUAGCCAAAUAAAAGAGAGUCCCAAAGCACAGCAUGAACCAGACACCGAGCACCAUUCCCCCAUUUAUCUUCGCUCUUCCUGUAUUUCCUUUCUGUUUGCACUGCUUGCUCGCACCCACACACCCACUUUUCCCAUAGAGCACGUCUACACUGCCUGCAACCACCCAUCAAAUCAGCCGGAUAUCCUUCUCACCUCUCACCGCUCUCU